GUAGGUAGGAGCGACACUCGUGCGGCUGGUAUCGUGUACGCGCCGUGGGUGCGACCUAUGGGUGUUUUGCGGUUCGUUGCGGAUCGAUAACGCGUAAAGAGUAUCGAGAGAGCGCGACGCGCGUCUGGAUCGACCUAAGUAAGUAGCAGUAGGAACGUGGCCGUUCGCCGUGGCGUGCCGUGGUCGUUUCCCGUCGCGACGUCGCCGAAUCGUUCGCCAAGUUUUCGCCUGUCACCUGGCACCGGUCACUCGGUUUAUAGCGCGAGUAUCUCUCGCUAGUUGCACCGCGAGAAUCCGCGCGUGUCGGCUCGCGACGCUCGUUGCGCGACAGCGGAAGUCGGCAAAAACGCGCGAGCGACCGUGAAACUCACUUCGAACUGGUCAGGCGGGAAAAACGGGGUCAGCCGUCGUUGGUAUCGCGUGGUAUCGGUGACUGGAGGAAACGAAAGAAACGAAAGUCGUAAAGGUAUAUGCGGCAAAACGUAGACGCGCUUGCGCCUCGUGGGAUACGGACGGACGGACCACGCGCUGCGGCGACACAGAAGCGGAAAGGGAGAGACGCGCGUCGCAGUGGGACUUUUGGAGAGGACGCGGCGUGGACUGUGACGAUCGUGCAAGAUUUGCCGGAAAAGAGAUGACAAAAUAUCCGCUACGAGGACCAAAGAGUCGCGAUACAGUCGCAGUAAUCGGCUGCAAAGACGGAUACUUGUAACACUUGGAGCUUCACUGAUUAAAACGGAUUCGAGUGACCGAGGUAGCCGAGAGAUAUCGCGCGCCUGCUAGAUCCACGGGGCCAGUGGUCGAUCAUUGAUCAAGCAACACGCGUUCGCUGCGGCUUAGACGCUCGACUGAUAGCUACGACGAAAGCUGGCGAUGCCACGAAUAGGAGAUGACGCAAUGCACGAAUCACGGUAGAUGACGCAUUCGAUGACGGAACACUGCCCGAAGAGACGGUAAUGAAAUCGAACGUGCUUAUGACUUGGCAAAGUGGGAACAAUUACGAAUUACUGUCACGAUCACAGUCAUCGCGUUCAUCACGGUGAUCACGACGCUGUCACCGACCAUAUCACCGUCGAGGUGUCGAUACCGAACGUGAAACAACGAAACGAAAUUAAUCCUGAAAGUGGAUGUCGCUAUCCCGCGACGACGAUUACUCGAUCCGUUGGCGAUCGUUGCUCUGCAUCGAGUUCGCGGCACGAAAUCACUGAGAAAGCCUCGGUAGCACGAGUCUCGGUGCAUGGGCGGCAAGGAGGAUCGAAGGGAAAAGGCGAGCAAGAGACAAACGCGGCGACAUCGGUAAGAGAGCGUUGCGAGCAAGAGGGAAGAAAGAUCCACGUAGGUAUGACCCAGGGAAAGCAAAACUGCUGAGAAGCGGUGGCAAAAUCGAGAUAGAGGCAGUGCCGUAGUCCUGGGGGCCCAGGGUAUAUGCAAGAUCUAUUAAUAACUUGUAAUACGGUAGUAGUGGGGCGCUGUCCGCUAGCGGGUGAAAAUAGAAAAGAAUGUUUUUGGAAUCCAAUUGGACUUGGUUGGCCGAACGAUGGGGCAAUAUGGCCGACUUGGCCGAGCGGGUGGACGAUCUGAUAUGCAGUUUCGACUCGGCUGGUGACACGACCAUGGAUACGUUAUCGAUGCUGAUAUUCGGCUGGAUGUUGUUCGGAUUGGUGGUAUUGUGCGUCGGCAAAUACGUUUACAACCGAUUCGUAUUAAACGAGCUCGCUUCUGGGACAAUUGUUACCGCCAAGGACGGCCAUAUCGUCCACGGUGAUAGCGUCGGUGUCAGUGGUGGUGCUGCUGCUGGUGGUGGUGGUGGUAGUGGCGGUACUGGCGGUGGUGGUGGUGCUGGUGGUGCUGGUGGCGGUAGCAGCGGCAAGUUACUUUCGCUUGGCAAGCAAAAAAUCGUUUCAUCGGCUUCGGGAUCGUCGGGGACCGGGGCAGGUGGUGGUGGUGGCGGUGCCGGUUCCGGAUCGCCCGUAGCCGUCAAUCAUCCGUCCAGUGGUGGUGCCAGCCCGAUUUCCGGUUCUUCGCCGACGUCCUAUGUUCCGCCGACACCUCCUGUGCGCAAACGACUCACCGCCAGAAAGACAUCCGGUGGUUUGAUCAGCCCCGCGAGAAGUAGCAGGAGUUUACAUCUGCAGACCGCAACUGGUGCCGAUCCGGACGCGGUGCGCUGGGUCAACGAGAUCAUCGUUUGGCUCUACUCGGACCCUGCGAUUUUGGACGAAUUAUUGGCCGUUUGGGUCGGAUCCCUCAAUCAAUUUACCACCAACUCUGUCGACGAGCAUGGAGUCGGGGUCGAAUUCGUCCGAGUUUUGCCCGAAACUCACCCGCCCAAUCUCUCUAAUAUCUUUUGCGAAUGCGACUCCAAGGAUGAUGUGACGAUCACGUGCGAUUGCGAAGCUACUCCGGCGUUACAGUUGAAAGCGUUCCGCCGGAAAGCUGAUAAGCUCGAAGUUAGCCACUAUCGCGUAAACGUAAAUCGUUUCCGUGCUCGAUUAAACGUCAUCUGUAUCACCGAGAAGCUUCUCCUCGAUCUGAAAUGCGAUGGCUGGCCGGAUGUGAAAGUUUCGCUGGCCCAAGUGGGCACGAUAAAGAAAGAUCUGGAUGAGAGCCAGUUGCAGGAAGUCGUAACGGAAAUCGUAAUAGGCGCAUUAAGGGGGACCAAUGUUCAUCUGAAUUUAUUCCAAUAUCCAAGCUGUCCACGGUUAUGGAGGGAACCAGCCACCACGCAGCCAAGCUUCUCGAUGCCUAUGCAUUACGACAACGUGAACACGACGGGCAGCUCGCUUCAAGUCUCGCGACAACGGCUUCAGACUCAGAGUCCAACACAGACGCAAAAUCAGUACGUAGCCAGCGACAGACGAUUGCUGGUCAAAGUUGUGAAGGCAGCGGAAUUAGGUGGCGAGCAAGGUGCCGUGGAACCGUAUUGCGUCGUGGAAUUGGACGAUCCACCGCAAAAGAAUCAAACAUCCGUUAAGAAGGAUACUAGAAACCCGUUGUGGGACGAGGCAUUCUUGUUCGAUGUCAAUCGUAACACGUCGGAGGUGCUGAUCGAGGUUUACGACCGCGUGAAUAAGUCCCAAAGAUUCUUAGGCUUGGGAAUCGUCGGGAUCGACGAGCUGCUCGCGAAUCCGAGCCAAAGGCAAAUCAUACCUCUGCAAAAUCGACCGUACGAGGAAGAGGAUAUUACCGGCACCCUGACGGUAGAGUUUCUAUUCAUCGAGGGUGCGGAGGUGCCUCAAAUUGGGAGCAAACCUUACAAGGUGAAGGAGACGAUAAAGCCGGUGUCACCGACUCCUCGUACCUACACCCCGACAAAUCUCAUCAGCGACAAUAGUCUAAAUUACAACAAUGGUAACAGCACACUUAUCUUGUACGACUCUACCGUUCAACCCGAUGGGGAUUACCUGACGAACGGCAACGUGGUGGACUCGCCUUACAGAACCGGCCAGAGCAACGGGAACAAAGGGACUCUGAUCGUGCACAGCCAGCAAAGGCAGUCAGAGCGACAGGUGAUUAAGGUCGCCUUGACGGAAAGUGGGAACUGGCAAGAAAUCUCACCGGAGCAUGGGGCGAAAGAUACCAGCUUGACGUCGGGACCAGAAAGUACACCAAAUUCUUCAAAUUCCGAAGAAAGAGGUAGAACGAGGAGAAAACGGCGAGAUUUCUUCGGCACGAUAAAGAAACGACUGAGCCGAUCGAAAACGAGGAGCAGAUCGGUUGGACCGGAAGGUGACGCGAAUCACGAGGAUCCACACUCCAGAUCCAUAUCUGCGGAUCGAGCACGUGAUCCUGGCUCUGCUCGUUUAUCGAUACCAGGAAGGGAAGAGCAAUCGAGACGAUCGAGUCUGAGCGAGGCAUCCGGGAUAAGCGGAGCAUCCACGAGGACUUACGUCAACGAGGCUUCCACCUUGGUUCUGGAGACCCUCGAGAACGGCAUUAAAAAGCAUUACCUCGUGCCAUUGUCGCUCGCACAGAAGAGCAAAUGGCGAAAGAAAGGGACAAAACUUCAUAUAUUCAACGAUCACACUUUCAUAGCGAAACACAUGGCUGGUGGGACAGUGUGCGAAGUAUGUAAACGAACACUUGCGCGAAGACUGGGCAAACAAGGUUACGAGUGUAGAGACUGUCAAAUGAAAUGUCACAAACAUUGUCACGUUAAAGUGGAUACUACGUGUCCCACAUCUACUAUUCAGAGCAUCGAACUAACGUGCAUAAAGGUCCCACGGCCCGAGCGCAGAUCGACCAGUCGCCUCUGCUGAUCCAGUCUCGGAUGAACGCCUUCGACCAGCUGAAACGUUCAUCCUACUUGGGAUCAUGUUCAAGAAACGAAUCAUUUCCCCUGUUAAAUUGUCGUUCAAAUCGCUUCGUACGUAGUCGCCUAUUCGCGAAGCGAAUCACGCUACGCUACACGAUAUUGUAGGCAAUCUCGUGUAAAACAAGCUGCAUGCUACCUACGGUAAUCGUUACGCUUGGCUUCCAAGCACGAAGCGUCUUUGAACGCCAUAGCACCGUUCUGUUAUCCGCUAUUGUUACUAUUACGCUUUUUAAUCUACACAAUCGAACAUACGAACGUUAACGUGAACGUGAACGUAAACGUGAACACGAACGCGAAAGCGAAGCGAACGAAACGAAACGGAUUAUGCGAAAUCGCGGAGAACCGUACCGAUAACUUUCCUCUAGAAGCAAAACGUUCUUCGGUUCGGAUAAUAGCGAAGAGAUAACGAUUAACCCGAGUAGGUGAUAUAGAUAACGUUCGUGACGAAUGAUAAAAUAUUUAUCCGUUACUAUUUAUUCUAGCUUUCUUAUCCCCUGUCGACUUUUCAUGAAACUUUUUACACUUGGAAAAAACGUCCGAUUUUCUAUCGACUCAUAAUUUUAAGCUACUUCUAUCGUAUCCCUCUUUCACCGUUUUCUUCAUUCAUUCGUUCGUUUAUCUGGCUCGCUCCCCCGGGAGCACAGGAGGAACAAUUGCUUUAGGGAUACGCGAUGAAACGUUGAAGAAAUUAUAUCGACAAGAAACGAAACGCGUGAACGAUAGUGCCUCUAGAUACGAAAGUUUGUGGUUAACUUUGAAAUAUUGUAUCUUUAUCCCGUGAAAGUAAUACUUUUGACAAUAUUUUCGAUCGUUAUGCGACAAACUCGAUCGAUCGAUCAAAAUCAAACGCUUCAACGCGCACACUUGUGCCUAUGUAUCGUGCGUAAAGAAAGCAUCGUAAUCUUCGAAUGAUACCUAUUACCGGCUGAUGAAUAUUAAUAUAAUUAUUACGAUUGAUGAUUACGAUUAUCACAAUUAUCAUUAUUAUUGCUAUUAUUAUUAUUAUUAUUAUUGUUGUUGUUACUAAUGUCAUUGUUACGAUUGUUACUACCACUACACCCAUCGAGAAUAGCAGAAUAGAUAGCGGUCACGAAUGGUUCACGGCGAUACUCGAACGAAAAUUCGAACAGCGGUUGUAACGAUGAUGAUAAUGAUAAUAAUACUGUGUUA
Molecule: messenger RNA, 5485 nt
Organism: Eufriesea mexicana
Lineage: Eukaryota; Metazoa; Arthropoda; Insecta; Hymenoptera; Apidae
Exons: 18
Coding region: 1500-4259 (919 amino acids)
Source: RefSeq, a predicted model, not a curated record